AGCUGUGCGAGCUGACAAAUCCCCAGAGCCCUAAAGGCAGAGUGAGAGAAGGACAAACGCCCUUCACUGGCUUUGGGGUGCCUAAUAGCACCAACCCGGUUCCUCUCAGUCAGCAGCAGCUGAACUUCCUGGUCAGUCUACCUGAAAUCCGAUCUGAAUCCUUCCCUGACUGGCUGGCAGAGAGGGAGCAAGAUUCCUGCAGCAGCUCACCUGAGACAGGCAGCUGAAAUGUCUAACAGAGAGCACAACCAAGAGUUCCAGAUGGUGGAGCAAAUGGAAGAGACGGGCGAAAGAAAAGCUGGCUAUAGAAAAGCUCCAGAGUCCAACCCAAGUGGAGGCAAGGAGUCCCCAUUUGUGACUUCUGAGUCUACUCCCUCCGCAAAUUCUUACACCAACCAGCAUGCCAUGAGGAAAUUCUUUGUUACAAGGCCAGGAGCAUUUGACCAAGCCAUAGAAGAUCUAAAAAUCCACGUGAUCAAGAAUUCGGGGGAAACUGCUCAGAGCUUCUGGCUUUUGUCUGAGGUAGAUCACUGGAACAACGAGAGGGAGCGUGUUGUAGUGAUCACAGACGCCAACCUCCUGGUCUGCAAAUAUGACUUCAUAAUGCUCAGCUGCCUCCAGGUGCAACGGAUCCCCCUGAACUACAUCGACCGUAUCUGCUGUGGCCAGUUCAUCUUUCCUGAGAGGUCCCUGGACAAGAGGGAGGGAGAAGGCCUGAGAAUCUACUGGGAUAAUCUGAAAGAGCCAUCUGCCCUGUCCCGUUGGAAUCCAUGGGCCACGGAUAUCCCUUACGCAACUUUCACAGAACAUCCCGUGAAGAACAGUAGUGAAAGGUUCAGUGCCAUCUGCCAGCUAUCUGAGUUCACUGCUCAGUUGAUCCGGGCCAUUCAGACUGCCCAGAGCAAGAACCCGGCACCAGGCAAAACCAGCGGAGUUGUGGUCCUGAAUCAACCCCUCCUGAUCGACACCUACAUGGGUUUUAUGUCUUUCAUCGGGAACCGAAACAAACUUGGUUAUUCCCUUGCCCGUGGGAGUGUUGGCUUUUGAAGUUCUGCAUGGUGGAGUGUGCUUUUGUUUGUUGAUGUCACUGUCCUUUAAAUUCUGCAUAUAGCCCCAUUUCUUUUAGAGGUUAAAAAGAUGCAAAGGUUAAGUGAUGCAUAGGUCUUGUGCUGGCCCUCUGCCCAGGGGCAAAUUUCCUGCUCUUUGCAAAGUUUUCCCCAGGGCCUUUCAGCCCCUGCUGUGUAUGAAUAUGGAUGUGUUAUAAACUCUUUACAGUGUGUGCAUUAGAAAUGAAUCAAAACCAGGACUCCGGACCUGAACCCUGACAAACUUUGGGGGAAGUUCCGAUCUGAAGUUGGCCCAUCUCUUUCAUAAAAACUCUACCCCAAACUAACCUGUCUAGUCCAAUCUCCCCAUUGCUAAUGUCAAUGCAGUGGCUGCACUGCUUGUGUCUACAAAAACACUCCCCGAGCGACAAAAGUUUUAGCACUGAAAAGUACCAGUACAGACAGUCCUCCCGGUGAUAAAGCUACCACCGCUUGUUUGGGGUGGUUAUUUUUUGUCACCGGGAGAGCUCUCCCCCGGCGAUAAAGCGUGACUACACUGCCCAUGUCAUAGUGCAGCUGCAGUCGCUUUGUAAGGUGGGCUGUGUGGACAUGUCCUAAGUGCUCCUGGAAAUCUGCAGUGCAAGACCUGCAGCUACCCAUUGCCUCUUCAAUGACCAUGUUGUUCUGAAGUCUGUUUCCCAUCUCAGGGUUCUAGGAACUUUGCAGCAAAGUUCAAUGUCAGGGCUAACAUUCACACGACAGAGAAAUAGUUCCUUAACUGAUCUCCAGAGGUUUACUAACAUGGCCCGGAAUUGAUACGAGCAUUUAGCUAUCUGCACUCUCUCCCAUGCCAGAUAUAUUAUUUGGUGCUUGCAUCUAUAUCUGCCGAUCCGUGCCUGGAAAUUACAUCCUACACUAUGCUCAGUUUUGCCUUUUAAGAUCUCUUGUUUUUUUAAAGAGCUGCCAUGUUUGAAAUUCUGUUUGGCUCACUUGGAGAAUCUCUGGAGCAACCCAGUGACACGUUUGGAAGGAAUUUUCUGUUUCUCUGGUUACAUGACAUCUGUCCAAAGCCCUUCAGAGUCAUUGGAAAGACUCACAUUGCUCUGAACUCUCUUCAGAUCAAACCCAUGGCAAAAGACAGCAGUGAUUUCUUGAAACAAAUCUUAAAGGAAAAAAAUGUUUACUCAUAAACUUUUCAUAUUCUGCAUAAGAUGUUGGAAUGGGGGGAAAUCCAACAAAACCAGACACGUUAUUUUCUGGACUUUUCAGACUAUUUUAGCUAAAUAGAUAAGUGGAUAGCAUAAUUGGAUCUCAGAAUUUGUUUGUUUUUAAGGAUCAUAAUCACAGUAUAUUGUCAUUUGAGAUGUUAAUAAAAUAAUCUCCACCGAG
Molecule: messenger RNA, 2435 nt
Organism: Gopherus evgoodei (Goodes thornscrub tortoise)
Lineage: Eukaryota; Metazoa; Chordata; Testudines; Testudinidae
Gene: TPRG1
Product: tumor protein p63 regulated 1
Exons: 6
Coding region: 229-1047 (272 amino acids)
Cellular component (GO): cytoplasm
Source: RefSeq, a predicted model, not a curated record